AUGUUUGAAGUCCCAAAUGCAAAGAGGAUCAAGCGAUCUGAACUACUUCAGCGUGAUGAGAGCCCACAAUCUCGAUCUUCAUCAAGGUCAACGACCCCUUUCGGCGCGGAAGAAGACGAAAGUGAUCAGAAUGUGAAGCCAAACUACGGCUUCCAAUACGACUUCAUAAACCCCGUAUCUUACACAUCAGAGACCGCUGCCCACGAGUCCCAGGGGUCGACCAAAGCAGAUGACGACCAAAACCAAGAGGAACAAGAAUACCAAUUCCGCCUCUUCACCUCAGCCCCUCAGCAGCAAUCAGCAGCCCAACCAUCUCAAUCUACAAACCCAAAAAUCAGACUCUCAGCAACUCCACCACCAGAAGAUCUUGCGGAGUCCUUGUCCCUCGACAAAGCCAACUUCAUCCGACCUAAUCGACCCGAGUCUUACUACUUCACGUCAGCCAUUCCUCAGCGACUGCUCGAGGAUCUGAGAUCUCAAUAUACGCAAGUCGCACUCUCCACCUCAGACGUUCUCUCGCGCGCAAGCUCGACAAACUGGCCCGGGACAGCCCUGCCCUGGAGAUGUGUUCACGUCGAGCUACUCAACUCUCGCCACAAGCUCUCGGAUCCCUCGAAUAAACCGUCCAUCUCCGUCCCCACCCGUGCGGCAACAAAACAAGACAGCACCAGAUCUUCAUACGCCAACAGACAACGAACAAGACCGUCCAAGAAAAGCCGGAUCCUCCUUCGCCGCCGUCUCGCCCUCCGCGCCGAACUAGCCGCCCAGGCCGAAAAGUCGGACGAACUAGAGCGCCAGAAACGCACGCAACGCAAUCGUGAAAAGAAAGUCAAGCGCAAGGAGAGGGAGAAGAGGAAGAAAUUGGACGCUGCCCAGGAUGCCGCCGAACCCGGACAGGCUCGACAAGAAGAUGAGCAGGAGGAUAUUUCCAUGCUCGACGACGACUCAAAGGACGACUCUCAAAUCGCCGAGAAUCAUACUCAUACUCCGGCACCGCGAGCCCCAGCCCCAGCCCCAGUAUCAAAACUAGAUGAUCGAAAGCCUGACGAGACGAAGAAGCCGCCAGUCACUUCGACACCGAAAGCGCCCACGGCGCCCAGAAGGACAGAGGCCUGUACAAAGUCAUCAACUCCCACCAAACGAACAGCGCCCACUGCGAGAGCAGUACGAGUCUCCUGA
This is a messenger RNA of Exophiala xenobiotica, 1179 nucleotides long. RefSeq lists its product as uncharacterized. The record is from RefSeq and is a predicted model, not a curated record. The transcript has 2 exons. Lineage: Eukaryota; Fungi; Ascomycota; Eurotiomycetes; Chaetothyriales; Herpotrichiellaceae. Bases 1 to 1179 code for a protein of 392 amino acids.